This is a messenger RNA of Exophiala bonariae, 468 nucleotides long. Its product is annotated as 60S ribosomal protein L23A. Gene Ontology annotation, cellular component: ribosome; cytosolic large ribosomal subunit. The coding region runs from base 1 to 468 and encodes 155 amino acids. The transcript is spliced from 3 exons. Gene Ontology annotation, biological process: ribosomal large subunit assembly; translation. The record is from RefSeq and is a predicted model, not a curated record. Lineage: Eukaryota; Fungi; Ascomycota; Eurotiomycetes; Chaetothyriales; Herpotrichiellaceae. Gene Ontology annotation, molecular function: structural constituent of ribosome.
AUGGCGCCUCCAACACAAAAGCCGAAAGGCGGCUCCAAGAAGCCCGGUGCCAAAGCCAACCAGGCCGCAAAAGCCACUCUCAAGGGUGUCCACGCACAAAAGGCUCGCAAGAUCCGCAAGUCAACCACAUUCCACAGACCCAAGACCCUCGUUCUCUCGCGAUCACCCAAGUACCCACGCAAGUCCAUCCCCCAUGAGACGAGACUUGACCACCACAAGAUCCUCAUCCACCCUCUGAACACCGAGAGCGCGAUGAAGAAGAUCGAGGAGCACAACACCCUGGUUUUCAUCGUCGAUGUCAAGGCCAACAAGGCACAGAUCAAGGGCGCUCUCAAGAAGCUAUACGAUGUCGACACAGUCAAGAUCAACACCCUGAUCCGACCGGACGGAACGAAAAAGGCUUUUGCCAGAUUAACGACGGACGUUGAUGCUCUUGACAUCGCUGCCACCAAGUUGUCCAUUGUGUAG